Suillus subalutaceus is the source of this 1212-nucleotide messenger RNA. Its product is annotated as proline iminopeptidase. NCBI's taxonomy places the organism in Eukaryota, Fungi, Basidiomycota, Agaricomycetes, Boletales, Suillaceae. Gene Ontology annotation, molecular function: aminopeptidase activity. The transcript has 15 exons. The record is from RefSeq and is a predicted model, not a curated record. Gene Ontology annotation, cellular component: cytoplasm. The coding region runs from base 1 to 1080 and encodes 359 amino acids. Gene Ontology annotation, biological process: proteolysis.
AUGACCACGUGUUUCUGCAGGGCCUCCGACCAAAAGCGUAAAUUCAUCUUAUCUACUCCCAGCAGUUUUAGGCCGGUCACAAGGAUAAUUCUGUCUUCUACCUUGUGCUCACGGCCUACAUCUUCAACGUCCACCACUCUGUCGAAACCUGCAGCGAUGUACCCUCCCAUCAAGCCCUACGAGUCUGGUUUUUUCCCGGGUGCGAAUUCAGAGAAACAUCAACUUUAUUAUGAAGUGAGUGGAAACAAGCAAGGCGAUCCAGUUGUCUUCCUCCACGGGGGUCCAGGAGGCGGAACAGAUCCGAAGGAUAGAGAGUUCUUUAACCCUGAGAAGUAUAAAAUUGUGCUGUUUGAUCAACGGGGUGCAGGAAAGUCCACUCCGAGCGCGGAAUUGGAGAACAAUACUACGUGGGACCUCGUGAAAGACAUCGAGGUCCUUAGGAAGAAACUAGAUGUCACGAAAUGGCACGUAUUCGGCGGUAGCUGGACACAUCCAGACAGAGUCAAGUCCCUCGUUCUCCGCGGAAUCUUCACGCUAAGACAGAGCGAACUGCGAUUCUUCUAUCAGGAUGGCGCUUCCCAUCUUUUCCCCGAACAAUGGGAAGAAUACCUGGCCCCGAUUCCAGAGGCUGAACGGCACGACAUGAUGAAGGCGUAUCACAGCCGCUUGAACUCUUCGGACGCAAAUAUCCGUCUGGCCGCCGCAAAGGCGUGGGCAAAGUGGGAGAUGGCUACAUCAAGGUUGAUUGUAAGUGCGGAUGCUGUCGCCCAAGCGGAGAAAGGUGACUUUGCAAACGCAUUUGCUCGGAUUGAAAACCACUAUUUCGUCAAUGAGGGCUUCAUGCGUGAUGGUCAAUUGCUUGAGAAGCAGGAACUCGAGAAGAUCCGUCACAUACCAACUAUCGUGGUUCAAGGAAGAUACGAUGUCGUAUGCCCCGCGACUACUGCAUGGGCACUGAAACGGGCUUGGCCAGAAAUUACUCUGCACAUCAUCCCAGAUGCAGGGCACUCUUCGCGCGAGCCUGGCAUCGAGAAGAAGCUUGUAGAGGCAGCUGAUAUCAUGGCUUCCAAGGGUUUGUAGUAACGCGAGGUCUAUGGUCAGGAGAAAUGAUCCUGAAUUUUGAGAUAAUUUGUGUAAGAUAUUGAACAUAUGGAGUUUUAACUUGUCCGCGGAUCUAUCUUCCCGUAUCGUUUUGUCAAGGUCCACAAUCAC